Messenger RNA from Camelus dromedarius (Arabian camel), 1156 nucleotides. RefSeq names its product three prime repair exonuclease 1 (gene TREX1). Lineage: Eukaryota; Metazoa; Chordata; Mammalia; Artiodactyla; Camelidae. Gene Ontology annotation, cellular component: cytoplasm. The coding region runs from base 169 to 1119 and encodes 316 amino acids. Gene Ontology annotation, molecular function: nucleic acid binding; 3'-5'-DNA exonuclease activity. Gene Ontology annotation, biological process: DNA catabolic process. The record is from RefSeq and is a predicted model, not a curated record. The transcript is spliced from 2 exons.
CCAGGCUGGCUGACGAGCAGGGCGGGCCUUGCUCACGCCAGCCCCUGGGCGGGCUCAGGCUGAGUUUCACUUCCCACCACUGCUGCCAGCAGCAAGAACCAGCCAGAGAGCGUGUACCGAAUCAUUGCUGCCUGUCUGCCACUCAGUGGCUCCGUGGCAGUACCCACCAUGGGCUCACAAGCCCCACCCCCAGGUCCCGUGCAGACUCUCAUCUUCUUGGACCUGGAAGCCACUGGCCUGCCCUUCUCCCAGCCCAAGGUUACGGAGCUGUGCCUGCUGGCUGUCCACAGAUGUGCCUUGGAGAGCCUUCCUACCUGUCAGGGGCCUCCUCCCAUGGUGCCCCCACCACCCCGGGUGCUGGACAAGCUCUCCCUGUGCGUGGUUCCAGGGAAGGCCUGUAGCCCUGCGGCCAGUGAGAUCACGGGCCUGAGCACAGCUGAGCUGGCUGCACACGGGCGUCAACGCUUCGAUGCUGACCUGGCCUACCUGCUCCAAGCCUUCCUGCGACGCCAGCCACAGCCCUGGUGCCUCGUGGCACACAACGGUGACCGCUACGACUUCCCCCUGCUCCGGGCAGAGCUGUCUAUGCUGGGCCUUGCCAGUGCUCUGGACGGCGCCUUCUGUGCGGAUAGCAUUGCUGCCCUGAAGGCCCUGGAGCAAGAUGGCAGCCCCUCAGAGCACGGCCCGAGGAAGAGCUACAGCCUGGGCAGCAUCUACACACGGCUGUACGGGCAGGCCCCGCCAGACUCACACACAGCCGAGGGCGACGUCCUAGCCCUGCUCAGCAUCUGCCAGUGGAGGCCUCGGGCCCUGCUGCGGUGGGUAGACGCCCAUGCCAGGCCCUUCAGCUCUGUCAAGCCGAUGUAUGUGGUCACAGCCUCUACUGAAACCAACUCAAGGCCAUCUUCUGCCACAGCCACUGUACCCCUGGCCAGAGCCAGGAACACCCGCCGCAACCUUGGUGGGGACAGAAGCCCCAAGCCCCUUCCUCCAGUGAAGGGCCCUGGAGCCCCAUCCAGGGAGGGACUGCUGGCCCCACUGGGCCUGCUGGCCUUCCUGACCCUGGUAGUAGCCACACUGUAUGGGCUGUCCCUGCCAGACCCGGGCAGUAGGCCGUGAAGGAGCGUCUGACAAAUAAAGAUCCCCACCCCCAGCA